UCCGCAGUAAAGAGCUACCUAAACAAGAAAAUACUUGCUCAAAUUAUAUAAAAAAGUGAUUGGCGAAGGAGCAGGAUUCGACAUACGAACCCUGCAGGAACAUCAGAUAAACACCCUUGACGCCUCACAUUACCUAACGACCAAAGCAUUGGGUAACCGCGAUGAGCAACACUAGUGUUCGCGCGCGUACAUAUAUAUUGCAAGGGAUGCCGUAGUUAUCGUGUAACAAGGUAGUUUCCACCUCAACUCACCUCAUCUCGCAUCCAAGCCAACUCGUCAAUCAUGGUGAACAUCACAGCCCCCCUCCGCAUCGGGUACAUGCUCUUCCCGGCCUUCACGGCCCUAGACGUCUUCGGGCCUCUGAACGUGCUCAAUCUCGUCUCUAUUAAACAUAACAUGACGCUCUCGCUCAUAUCAAAUGACCUCUCCCCCGUGAGCAUCGACCGCACCAUCGUUAACGGAGUAGCGGGAGGGAUGCUAGCCUCGUCCGCGUCGCCGAACUUCACACAAUUUGUGCUGCCCACGCAUACCUUCGCCACCGCGCCUCCCCUCGACGUGAUAAUCGUCCCCGGGGGCGCCGGGGUCCGCGAUGUCAACGGCACGCGGGCACACGUGGAUUGGCUUAGCUCCCGCUUCGACGACCCGGGCCUCGCGUACAUGAUGACGGUGUGCACGGGCGCGUCUCUGCUCGCGCGCACGGGGAAAAUCGCAGGCCGCAACGCGACGACAAAUAAGGCCGCGUUCAACUGGGUGAAAUCGGUUGAGCAUGCCGAGGAUGUGAAUUGGAUCGCUAAGGCGCGGUGGGUUGUGGAUGGGAACGUAUGGACGUCGUCUGGGGUUAGUGCCGGGACGGAUAUGACGUUGAGCUGGAUCGAGCAUUUGUAUGGGAAGAAUGAGAGCGAGAGUAUGCGCGUGCAGUUGGAGUGGAAUGCAUUGAAUCAAACGGAAGAUCCGUUUGCUGCGUAUUAUGGGUUAACGUAGAUUUGGUGGAAUUGGGGCUUACUGCUCGGCUUCUAUUAGUUUAUAUCUAUACCUAUUGGUGCAUCAUGUCCUGUUAACUGUCAGAGAUGUGAAAUAAUCAUUCGAACUUUCUUGGUGUUGGAUUGA
Annulohypoxylon maeteangense is the source of this 1107-nucleotide messenger RNA. Its product is annotated as class I glutamine amidotransferase-like protein. The transcript has a single exon. The record is from RefSeq and is a predicted model, not a curated record. Lineage: Eukaryota; Fungi; Ascomycota; Sordariomycetes; Xylariales; Hypoxylaceae. Bases 283 to 981 code for a protein of 232 amino acids.